AUGCGCAGUUGGCUCCAGUUUGUUCGGCGACCACUACCGUUCCAAGUCGAAAAAUCGAGGUAUAUUCGCGAAACUAGAAUCUCUAAGACCAACGAUAUAUUCAGCGCCUCCCAGUUAACAGAGAAAUCCAGCAUGUCCAUUGCCCGAAAUAGGAGUUUGCAGCAACCCAUUGCUUUUACAUCCGGCGAACAUAAUUCUGCGAAGGCCAAAGGUAGAACAGGACUGGGACUACCAGAGAAACUACAUAAGCAGUAUUGUGGCGCUUCUGGAUCCAGAACCGCUAAACUGUCCUCCUUUCGCGGGCGUCGACAAGUGUCAAAACUGACCUUCGAAAAGGAUUUGGAAUUGAUGUAUUGGUCAACUAUUGAAAGGAUCUUGGCUGUUCACAUCCUUUUGACCACUAUAUCAUUGCAAAGAAAUAUAGACAUGACUCUUACGAAACUAGAGAUAAUUUUCACUGCAUGCUUACAAAACACAGUGAAGUAUCUUGCUCUACAUAUUGGUGCUGAAAACAACAACUUUUUCUUCAGCGAAGACUCUCCUGGCUCAGUGUCCUCAAAUGAAUCUAACCACAGCAAUGAAUGGGAACUUGCCGAGCAGGGAAGAAGAAUUAUUGAAUAUAUUGCUAAUGAAAUCAACAACCUGAGUUAUGGGAAUGAUGUCUUGUGUGGCGUUGAUCUGGGAGAACCUUGUUGA
Molecule: messenger RNA, 696 nt
Organism: Rhizopus microsporus ATCC 52813
Lineage: Eukaryota; Fungi; Mucoromycota; Mucoromycetes; Mucorales; Rhizopodaceae
Exons: 4
Coding region: 1-696 (231 amino acids)
Source: RefSeq, a predicted model, not a curated record